Dioscorea cayenensis subsp. rotundata (Guinea yam) is the source of this 811-nucleotide messenger RNA. Its product is annotated as protein translation factor SUI1 homolog. The transcript is spliced from 5 exons. The record is from RefSeq and is a predicted model, not a curated record. Bases 215 to 556 code for a protein of 113 amino acids. Lineage: Eukaryota; Viridiplantae; Streptophyta; Magnoliopsida; Dioscoreales; Dioscoreaceae. Gene Ontology annotation, biological process: translational initiation. Gene Ontology annotation, molecular function: translation initiation factor activity; RNA binding.
UAGCUUUCCUUUGGUCAAGAACGGAUUCGAGUCGGUUGCUUCUCUUUUUAUAGAGAGGUCCCCGAGAAACCCUUGUUUCAUCAUCGUCGACAUUUGGCUUAGGGUUUCUCCUCGGAUCUCUCCUAUUUACUUGAUUUCCGUUCUGAGCAAGAGGGUAAGAAGCCAACGAAAAAACCUUGCUCUUGCCUUUUCAACUCUCAAUUUCCAAGUGUUCAUGUCUGAACUCGACGGCCAGAUCCCAACUGCUUUCGAUCCUUUUGCCGAUGCUAAUGCUGAUGAUUCUGGUGCUGGAGCAAAGGAGUAUGUGCAUGUGCGCAUACAACAGCGCAACGGCAGGAAGAGUCUAACCACUGUGCAGGGAUUGAAGAAAGAGUUAAGCUACAAUAAAAUACUGAAGGAUCUCAAGAAAGAGUUUUGCUGUAAUGGUACUGUCGUCCAAGACCCAGAGCUUGGUCAGGUCAUCCAACUUCAAGGUGAUCAGCGGAAGAAUGUUUCUAACUUCCUUAUUCAGGCUGGCAUUGUGAAGAAGGAACACAUCAAAAUUCAUGGUUUUUAAGUUAUUGCAAGUGGAGAAGUGCUGGACUCCUAUUGAAGUUGAAGUAGAAGUUGAGAGCAUAGCUCUGAUAUAAGCUAUCUAUUCUUGAAUUCUGGUCUUUUAUUUCGUAAACUGUGUGUUUCUUAAGUCUAGUGGAUGUUAUGCUCCACCCUGAAGUCCUACAGGACGGGUGGCCUACUUAUUUGAACCUACCUCUGUUAAGAACAUAUGCUGUUUGAUGAUUUUCAAUAAAACUCUUUAUCAUUUACAAGUUAA